AUGAAAGUUUCAAACUUGAACGAACGCAUCCACGUGUUGGACGGCUCAUCAUCGGUGAUGAGUGUAGUGAAAGACAUUGUUGAAAGUGGGUUGCAGGAAGAAGCUUUUUACGUGCUUGAUAUUGGUGAUAUUGUUAAGAAACAUCAAAUUUGGAAGGAAAAGCUGCCACGCGUUGAACCUUACUACGCAGUCAAGUGCAAUGAUAGUCCCACUGUUAUUGAAGUACUUGCUGCUUUAGGGACUAGCUUUGAUUGUGCUUCUAAAAUUGAAAUAAACAAAGUCCUUAGUGCUGGUGUAGACCCUACGCGUAUUAUUUUUGCUAAUCCAGCAAAGCCUGCUUCACAUAUUCGUCAUGCUGCUGCAGUUGGUGUUGAUAUUACAACAGUUGACAAUGAAAGUGAAUUGCAUAAACUCAAAAAAAUACAUCCCCAUGCUAAAGUUGUGUUGCGUAUACGUUGUGACGCUGAGAUAUCACAGUGUCCUUUGGGAAUGAAGUUCGGUUGUGACCCGGUAAUGGAAGCGCCAAAUCUUCUUCACUUGGCGCGAAUGCUGGACCUCGACGUUGUCGGCAUCAGUUUCCAUGUCGGCUCGGGUUGUCAGGACCCGCCGGUGUUCCAUCGGGCGAUUUGCCAUGCCAGAAAUUUGUUUGACUUGAUGAAAGAGAUGGAUUUCAAACCGUAUUUGCUGGACAUCGGUGGUGGUUUUCCUGGUGAUCGUGGGACUACUGAUGACGUGCAUGUUAUCGCGGAGCCAGGUCGUUUUUACGUCGCCUCAGCAUUUACAUUAGCCACGUGCAUUCAUAGUAAGCGCUCAGUAAGAAGUGAUAAACUGUCACCAAGUGCGAUAACUCACAACAUGUAUUACAUAAACGACGGUGUAUACGGCUCAUUCAACUGUAUUCUCUACGAUCAUCAGCGAGUCGUUCCCGUUCCACUUAAGAACGGCUGCGGCAAAAUGGUACCAUCAAGCAUUUGGGGACCUACAUGCGACGGCUUAGACCAAGUUGUGGAGAACGUAUUGAUGCACGAUCUAGAUCUUGGCGACUGGAUAAUAUUCGAGAACAUGGGCGCCUACACACUGCCCGUGGCGUCGCCAUUCAAUGGAUUCCCGGUUCCAAAAGUCCACGUAAUUGCUGACGAAAAUGUUUGGCUGCUUCUGAAAGAUAUCCUACCAAUGACCGAAGAACACUUUGUUAUUGGCAACUCUCCGGAUAAUUUGCGUCUUGGUCUCGAUAUCGACGGCUCAAAGAUUGAUGAGUGGAACGACCCGGCCAUCAAUCUUUCCGGCUCGGACAUUAUUGAUGAUCCCAACAAUUCAUCGCCUUUCAUUUACGAGUACGUUGAAGUUGGACCCAUCAACUAA
Messenger RNA from Cotesia congregata, 1362 nucleotides. The record is from the annotation of a GenBank genome assembly. NCBI's taxonomy places the organism in Eukaryota, Metazoa, Arthropoda, Insecta, Hymenoptera, Braconidae.